This is a messenger RNA of Petromyzon marinus (sea lamprey), 3272 nucleotides long. The record is from RefSeq and is a predicted model, not a curated record. NCBI's taxonomy places the organism in Eukaryota, Metazoa, Chordata, Hyperoartia, Petromyzontiformes, Petromyzontidae.
UGGGGGGGGGGCUCCCGCGGCCCCCAGGUGACGCGCGGCGGCUAUAUAGCCCCGCUCGCGGCGCGGCUCCGCGUCUGUAUCUCUGCGUGUGGGUGUCUGAGUCUCUACCACGCAUGCAUCCGCGCGCGCGCGCCUGUGUUUGUGUUGCUGCAUCCGUCUAUCCGAUAGCUCUUGGGGGAGAGGGGGAGGGGGGAGCGGACUUCGUCCGUCGAAGUUGCAUGUCCAUCCGUGUCUCAGCAGCGCAGGUGUUAACGUGUGACCGUGUUGUUUCAUUUUGUCCGUCUAUCUUUCCCCGGUGCCUCUCCCUCUCUCGCUGUUUCAUCGUCAUUAGUGUUGCGUGUGUUUGUUUGUUUUUGUCUCCGUGUCUGUCUAAGUGUCUCUGGGUCCUGUAUAUCCCUCUCAGCGUCUGUACAUUUCUUGCCUUGACGUGCCUGUGCCUUUGUACAUCGAUGGGCGUCACCAGGAUAUUUCCCUGACUGUGUUUAAAGGUUUCUUUGGGGCCCUGUCACUCUGACUGCACAUUCAUAAUUGGUCGUUUGUCGUCCGAUCCAGUCGCAUUUUAUUUGAGUGAAAAGGCUUUUGAAUAGAAGGAUUCAAGAAUAUAUAUUCAUACCUUCUUCGUACAAUAUAUAUCCCACUCCUCAUUACCCAGGGCAUACAUAUGCAUGUCCUCCAUUGCAUCAAUUAAUACAAUCAUUGAGGGCGCAGGGAUUUGCUAAAGAGCAACGGAAUAAAUUGAUUCCCUAUCAAACCGAUAACCUGGGAACUGCAUGCCUUUGAUUCGUUCUUUUGAUUAUCCCUCUUUUACAUUGAACACAUGGUCGUGUGAGCACCUUCCAUCAGGCCUGCUCAUCCUCCAUUCGCUGCCCUGUCUCUCUGCGCGUGUCUCCCCGGUCGUCAUCUGCGACAUCUCCACGUGCGCGCGCGCGGCUCCAUCUCUUUGCCCCUCGGUCUGCCCGUUGUCAAUCACCCCCCCCCCCCAGCCUGACUUUGUCUGUCUGCGGUCGUUCCUAACAAACAAACAACAACAACAACCCUCUUCAAUCUUAACAACCACGCACGCACACACACACACAACCAGCCCCCCGGGGUCGCGCCCUUUCACCAGCCAUGGUGGAAUUCCUCCACAAUCUGUGGCACGCUCUGCCCUACCACACGCCUCACGCCGGGCUCGGCCCUGCCACGGGCGGCGAUGGGAACGCGUCUCUCGUCGCCAAGUUCUCCGUCGUCGUCGGCGUCGUCGGCGUCGUCGGCGGCGGCUCCUUGCCCUCCGACGCCGCCCUGACCACGGGCGCCAACUUCGGCCCGUCCGACCCUUCGGGCUCUGUCGACAGCAACAACGGCACGGGCGGCAUCGCAGUGGCCACAGCAGCGGCGGCGGCGGCGGCGGCUGCAGCGGCUGCAGCGGCUGCUGCGGACUUCUCAAUCGAGAAGCUCAAGGGUCUGGCCGCGAGCUCCGUGCGACAGGACGGCACCGUCAAGGCGCUGCUCAUCGUCGCCUACUCGGUGAUCAUCGUCAUCUCGCUGUUCGGCAACGCGCUCGUGUGCCACGUGGUGAUCAAGAACAAGCGGAUGCAGUCGGCGACCAGCAUGUUCAUCGUGAACUUGGCCAUCGCCGACAUCAUGAUCACCACCCUCAACACGCCCUUCACGCUGGUUCGAUUCGUCAACAGCAACUGGGUGUUCGGCAAGACGAUGUGUCACGUGAGCCGCUUCGCUCAGUACUGCUCGCUCCACGUGUCCACACUCACGCUCACGGCCAUCGCGCUCGAUCGAUAUCAGGUCAUAAUGCACCCGCUCAAACCCCGCAUGUCCAUGCUCAAGGGGGGACUCUGCGUCUCCGUCAUCUGGGUGCUGGCCACCGCCUUCUCCCUGCCACACGCCGUCUUUCAGAAGCUCUUCAGUUUCGAGUACAGCAAAGAACACUACCGGAGCAUGUGCAUGCCGGAUUUCCCGGAGCCGGCCGACGUGGUGUGGAAGGCCCUGGACCAGGCGACCUUUGUGCUGCUCUACGUGCUGCCGCUGCUCAUCGUCUCCGUGGCCUACGUGACCGUCGCCAAGAAGCUGUGGCUGCGCAACGCCAUCGGCGACGUCACCACCGAGCAGUACGUGGCCCACCGGCGCAAGAAAAAGAAGACCAUCAAGAUGCUCAUGCUCGUGGUGGUGGUCUUCGCCGUCUGCUGGUUCCCGCUCAACUGCUACGUGGUGCUGCUCUCCAGCCAGGCCAUCCAGACCAACAACGGCAUCUACUUCGCCUUCCACUGGCUGGCCAUGAGCAGCACCUGCUACAACCCCUUCAUCUACUGCUGGCUCAACGAGAGCUUUCGCUCCGAGCUCAAGGCCCUCGUGGCCAUCUGCAGGCCGCGGGGGGGGGCGGCGGCUCCGGCGGCGGCGGCGGCGGCGGCGGCGGGGGAGGCCGGCGGCAACCCGCUGGGCGUGAUUCCCCGCGCGUCGCGCCAGGCGUGGGCCGAGCAGAGGCCCUUCAACGGGCCGUCGACGAGCAGCGCGCGGUCCACGGGCAACCUCGUGACGGUCAAGACCGACCUGUCGUCGGUGGAGCCCACGAUCGCUCCACGUGCCACGUCCUUCGCUCGCUAUUCUCAAGCGCCGGGGUGAGUUGUACAGCGACGGGCGCUCCCCCGUCUCGUUCGCAAUAAAAAUGAAACGAUUCCCAGCCACUCUCAGUUCGCCGAUAGAGGCUUCUCCUCGUGCCACGUCGGUCAUGGGUUGUUUGUUGUUGUUGUUGUUUAAGUAUUUUUAUUUUACCAUACUGCUGUACUCACUCAGAUUCAGACUUUAUUAUUUCGGCCGCAGAUCUUUUUACGAAGAUGAUGACCACAGGCCAUGGCAUUCGGCAGUGGGGGCGGCCCCAGCACGCUGCACGUUGGGAAUGUGCAAACGAAUUAAAGCAGCAACACAGCAACAAAUAAUUGACAUGAAACCCAAGCCAUCGUAUCGUUAACAGGAUGAGCAAUACAUAAAUCAAUAAACAGCGCUUAAAAACAACUAAAAAUAAUUCAUAGUAAAGGUGUUUGGGUUAGAUCGCGUCAGUGUAAAUGUGUCGUAACGCUCCACCACUCGACACAGCCAGUAAGGGGUUUGUCACGUAAACAAAAAGUGCCAAUUAGUUAAACUACUUCAGCCCACCGGUGUGUUGGAGAGUAAAUCCACAAGAUUUAGAAAAUACGUGGAUUUACCCGACCGGUGUGCUUACAAUUGCAAAUGUUUUGGAGAGUAAAUCCACAGCAGUAAAUCCACAACAGUAUAUCUAC